Molecule: messenger RNA, 4091 nt
Organism: Bombina bombina (fire-bellied toad)
Lineage: Eukaryota; Metazoa; Chordata; Amphibia; Anura; Bombinatoridae
Gene: TNFRSF11A
Product: TNF receptor superfamily member 11a
Exons: 10
Coding region: 550-2289 (579 amino acids)
Biological process (GO): lymph node development; multinuclear osteoclast differentiation; ossification
Cellular component (GO): external side of plasma membrane
Molecular function (GO): tumor necrosis factor receptor activity; cytokine binding
Source: RefSeq, a predicted model, not a curated record
AGCUUGGCUGUAGAUGGCAGUAGUAAGAUUUUACUUACAGAGAACAAUAUUACUCUUGUGCUGUAAACAUUGAGAGAGACGGUGUGGUUGUUACAUGUGGCACGCAAGGGGCAUUUGGCAUAACUGAAGGAUUUGCAUUGGCACCGACAGAAGCAAGAAGAUUACACAGAGGGGAAUGUACAAGUAUAGAUAGAGAGUAACUGCAGAAAGAGAAGGGCUGGAAUAUGCAAUGCAUUCAAAAAGUAUACAUUUCUAGAACAUAUAACAAAAGAGUAGAGUUCAUGAGUGACUGACAGACUAAAGCAGGGGGUGGCAAUUAAAUGGCUCAAUAAGAAGCGUACAGCGGCUGAUACAGCGUGCACAGUGCAGGUAUUUCUUACGCAUAUUCAAUGAGGGGAAUUAAAGUGAGCAAGAGAUACAGAGGGACUGAGCAAGAUUAGCAGAAAAGUUACAAAUAGAGGUUCUGUUUGCGGGACCUUUGAGCCAGCAGCGCAAUAAAAACAGGAGAUUGUUUUCUGUUGGGUUGUGCACGAGAACAGCUGGUCAAGGAUGAGUAGCUGGACCCUGCUUCUGUGUUUGUGGAUUAUUCUGGUUUCUGCUCACUAUGUUCUCACAGAUACGUUCCCUGAUCAGAACUCUGUCAUCUGUGACCCAGAGAAGCAGUAUCAGCUUAGCAACCGUUGUUGCUCCAAAUGCGAACCAGGAAAGCGUCAGUCUUCUAAAUGCACACCUACUUCUGACACAGUAUGCAGCCCGUGUGGUCCAAAUGAAUACAUGCCUGAUUGGAACAAUGAACAUAGCUGUUCCCUCCAUGACAUUUGUGAUCCAGGAAAAGCAUUACGGGUCGCUCAACAAGGGAACAGUACACAUGCUCGGAAGUGUGUCUGUGUUUCAGAAUAUCAUUGGAAUCAACAUGAUUAUUGCAGUAAAAACAAAGCAUGCAAUCCUGGAUUUGGAGUGGAGCGUUUAGCUGAAACUGAUAAAGAUACUGUUUGUGCAGCCUGUCGUGACGGCUUCUUCUCCAACAUAUCCUCAUCCACAGAACAGUGCAAACCCUGGACCAACUGCACAGAAAUUGGACUAGUACAGAUUAAAAACGGUACCAAAACUUCGGACCCUGUUUGUGACAAAGUCAUCAACACAUCUUUAAAUAAUCAUGUGUUCAUAAUUGUGGGCUUAGUACUCCUACUGGUUGUAUCAGUGAUUGGUGUCGUGUGCUUUGUGUUCUGGAGGAAGAAACUCAAAGAACUUACAGCAGAAAAUCUACAGCAGUGGAUAAAUGAAUUAUUUUACAGGUCCCGGGGGACUAAGGAAAAAUCUCCUCCUGAUAACUUAGAUAUUCAGGUUCCCAUUUAUGACCAUUCUGACACUCAUGAGCUUCUUCAUGACAAUAGUCCAUAUUACUCAUCAAUACACAAUAUUUCUGGGCAGAAAACCUGUACACCCAGCACCAUGUCAACAGAUUUGCUAGAAAAGGAAUGCCUCAAGGGCAGAAGUUUUCCCACUGAAGAUGAAUAUACGGAUAAGAUGUAUUCAGCAAAGCCCCUAGGUAUAGAGGUUGAGAGUAACAUUACAGAAACGGAAUAUUCAUCAGAAGAAAGUGAUAGUAUUCCUGCCUAUUCAGAACAUUAUCCAUUAUACUGCAGUACCUCACAGCCUGGGCAGAUCCCUCUGCAUACUUGUGGGCAAUCUGCCAGAACGUGUCAAGAAAAAGGGAGGCAAAAAAGUGUCCAUUCCUCUCAGUGCACAUCAAAUAUGGACUACUCACAUUCUGGUCACAAUGUGUCAGACGAAGAUGCUACUGAGGAGAUGUUUUCUGACUCACAGAGCCCAAGUGGCAGUUCCAAUCAAGAUUGGUCUACCUCAGAUACACCACCACUGUCAGGAAAUAUUACAGGAAAUACCAACUCAACAUUUAUUGCAAAUGGACAAGUGAUGAACUUCAAUGGUGAUGUUAUUUUUCUUGUGAUGAGUCAAAACUCUCAGGAAACCGCCACAGAUAAUGAGAGCAACGAAGGAAAUGUGGGAAACCCAGUUCAAGAAGAAAGUCAGAGCCGGUGUGAUAGUUUUGUACCAAACACUCAAAGUCCUACAGAAAAAUAUGCUGAUAUUCUCUCAAGCUCAAACAUGAAUACAGGAUUGCAUUACCCAAAUACAGAUCACAAUAGGUGUUCUGUGAGUCCAUGCACUUUAAAUCAAGGACACUAUAGCAAUCAAAAUAUUGUUUUUAUACCUGUGCAAGAAGAAGGUAAACCAGAAUAUUUUAGUUCUGAGAGUAUGUGUUUCUAAUUUGAAUACAUUUUUGCCUAAAUUAAAAGGACAUACAACCCAGUCAGUAUAUUUACCCCAGGUAAAUAUCAGUAAUUAAACACUGUAUUGCAAAGGGAAAAAAAACAGCAAAAUAUAUACGUCUUUCAUAUUACAGAUAAGGGAUAAACCUCUUGACCUCUUGAAAAGCCUGGUGGUUUUAAUGUUCAGAGUCUCUCUUGCUGUGGCUAAUCUGGUUACAUUUGAAACUCACUGUAGCAUUUCUCUGUAAACAAAUCUCAGUAUAACUGGAGUGUUCACCUCAGGGCUCCAGUUCCACUGUGGAGAGGGAAAAUAAAGUUUGCAGAAGGAAAUUACAGGAAGAGCAAGCAAACCAGAAAGAAUUAAUGUACACUGCAAUAUUUUUUAAAGGUGCUUAAUGAAAUAUUUUUGGGUUUGUGUUUAAUAUCUGUUUAAAAUCAGCACAAAGUUAAAUUAAUUUGAAGAUAACCUGGAGAUUAUGACUUGGAUAGAAUAGACAUGGUGAUGCAAUUAUCAACUUGAUGGACUUUUAUCUCUUUUCAGCCUCAUCUAAUUUGGAAACUAACCAUCAUGGAAAUUACUUUUGAAGUAAUUGUAUUUGUUUUUGGAAGCAGGUUAACUUUUUUAAUGUCUGCCGUAACGUAAGCUGCAAUGUGCUGAUUUGUUGUUAUAAAGUCACCCUAAGGUUAAUUUAUGAUUACCUUUCAAAGUUGGAAAAUUAUUAUCCAUGGUGUGAUCUGAAGAAGACAGUCAAAACAGUGUGUCAUACUGUCUCACAGUGUGACUUGACUAGACACUAUAAGCCAUUCAAAGGAGGGCUACUAAAUUGGUACAUGGUCUAGAAAAGAAAACUAACAAGGAAAUACUUUGUGACCUUAAUACGUAUAGUUAAGGGGAGAAAAGUGAGGUGAUACAGCUGUAUUCGCUCACCAACAGCACUACCCCCUUAAAUAUAUAUUUUUUUAACUUUUUUUUUUCAGAUCCCCAAGACUUAUAAGGUUAGGCAAUUACCUUUCCAACGGUGGGUCUUGUGGGUCUGUAGCUGCUUAGAUGCUUGAGAUACAGGCUUCUAAGCAGCAUGCCCCCAUUUCCCUAUACUGUCCAUUGUAAUUUUUCAAUAAAGUUGCAUGGUGACGUCAUUGUGUGUGACAUCACAUCGCAAAACAUGAAGCCCCAGCAAUGCCUGUCACUAUACAGGCCCGAUCGCUGGGGUGGGAGUCGAUGGGAGCCCCCAGAUUGCCCUCAAGGUGGGUGAGUGCUAGUGGCGGCUCUGAGCCAUCGUUAGCACUCAAAGGGUUAAGGGUUAUAUUUUCAUGAAAACAGAAAAAUCCAGAACAUACUCUAAAACUAUCAGAUGAACUGUGAAGUAAUGUGGCAUGGGGAUACCUGGUGAUACCUUGUGGACUGGUUGAUACACUGAAUUAUUAUUAAUAAGGAAGGGUGGUUGUUAGAAAUUAAAUAAAUUCCAGCAUAAGUAUGUGCAGCACAGGAUUAAACAGCAGUGUAGUGUGUUACAAAUAAACUAAAUGAGCAUAGAUAGAUUUAAUCUAUUUUAUAAUGAUUUGUUGCUGUAUGAACAUAUGUCACCUUUGGGGGUAUUUGUUUGGGACUAAGGAAAAUGUAUAAAUAUCUGACAUACUGUUUUUUUCCAGAAAUGAUUCUGUAUAUGUUAAUUGUAAAUACCUAUAAAGUUCAAAUUACUACUCUAGCUGUUGUUAAUAUUUUGUAUUUGCACUGUACAGAAUAAGCAAGAAGCCAAAUAUAAUGCUGCAAAUGAAUAUAAAUAAAGUGAAAGAACUGGA